This is a messenger RNA of Manduca sexta (tobacco hornworm), 4542 nucleotides long. RefSeq names its product histone-lysine N-methyltransferase PRDM16. The record is from RefSeq and is a predicted model, not a curated record. Lineage: Eukaryota; Metazoa; Arthropoda; Insecta; Lepidoptera; Sphingidae. Gene Ontology annotation, cellular component: nucleus. The coding region runs from base 342 to 3248 and encodes 968 amino acids. The transcript is spliced from 8 exons.
UGUUACGUGUCCCAUUGAAACGGAUUUUCAGUUGCCUUAACAUUGCUGUAGCGUGCGACAGAGAGCGUUGUGCAAAGACACAGGCGGGGCGCGAGCGGGGCGCGGUGGGGCUGGUCGGGGCGCGGGCGGGGGCCGGCGGGGUGGUGGCCCGGGCGACACGGGAUUCGGGAUCCAAGGGAUGAGCUUCUCGCUUCCUCCCGUUACUCUAGCCCGGCGCGUCGCGGCCGACGCACACAGCUCGCACUGCGGAACUACCCACGUAAAGUGUAGUGUUAGUGAUAAACUAUAGUGAUCUCUUUAGUGUAUAUCGAUAUUUGUGUAUUGGACUAUGAUAAUUUCGAAUGCUGAACUUUGAUAUGAAAAUGAAGAUGUCUGCAGCAGACAGCCAGGAGUCUGGCAGUCCGCCGCCGAGCCCGACUGACUCUGCCACAUCCGAAUCAGCGCCCACCCUAGUCCACAUUAAACAGGAAAACAUGGCACCAGGAACCGAUAUAAAGGAAUAUUACGGGUCCUUAGACUUUGGACUCUCUGACACUUACCUAUCAAACUUCCCUGAAUAUGGAAGAGGAUAUCUCCCCAGACCUCUAGAGCUACCUAACCACGACUUCUUGGGUUCAAGAAGUCCGAGAGAUAAAGAUCAUUCUAAAGAUGAGGAUCCGCCUGAAGCAGAGUUUAAUCUGCCGAAUGAGUUAAUGUUUAAGAGUAGUGGGAUAUUCGCUAGAGGGAAUAUUGCUGUUGGAACGAAGUACGGACCGUUUUUGGGAAAAUGGGAAACGCAGCCUUUGGACCGACGGUUUGCUUGGGAGGUGCUUGGGAAGAAUGGGAUCCGAGGCUGGCUGGACGGCACUACUGAGAAGUCAAAUUGGCUUAAAUUGGUUCGAUCGACGAACUAUCCCCACGAUGUCAAUUUACAACAUCUAUUACUGGCUGGUCAAGUGUGGUACAAAGUGAUCCGAGAGAUUCCAUCUGGACAAGAACUUCUGUUGGGACCGAGGACGCCUCUACCGCUCCAGGAUGUCAUGUCAGCUGCUGCUGAACGUCAAAGCUCGAGCGAGAAGUUUGCUCAGCCGCUGAUCGAAGACGAAGAACGCGAGGACACAGAACCGCGUUGCUCCUACUGCGACGCUCCCUUCCCGAAUAUUGACGUGCUCGACCAGCAUUUGAUCCAGCGUCACGCUCAGCCCGCCGCAGCGCACCCUUGUGAGCACUGUAACCGUUCCUACAGCUUGCGGGCAUUGUUACUGCGUCAUCGGGCACUAACACAUACUGACAUCAGAAAAUAUCCCUGCGAAAACUGCCCUAAGGUAUUUACCGAUCCUUCCAACCUGCAGCGCCACAUUCGCGCGGCGCACGUCGGCGCACGCUCCCACGCCUGUCCUGAAUGCGGCAAGACCUUCGCCACCUCCUCCGGGCUCAAGCAGCACACGCACAUCCACUCCAGCGUCAAGCCGUUCCAGUGCAAAGUCUGCUUUAAGGCCUACACGCAAUUUUCGAACCUGUGCCGUCACAAGCGCAUGCACGUCGCCUGCCGAGCGCUUGUGGAGUGCGGGAAAUGUGGACAAUCGUUCACCUCCUACGCUUCACUCACUAAGCACAAGAGGUUCUGCGACACCGCUUCUGCUGCUUCAGCCAACCUCAGAGGCCAGCUUCCUCAGGGUUUACCACAAAUCCCACCACUACCAAACGUCGGUAUGAAUAACCCAAACAACGCAAACCCGUUCCCGAUGUACCGAGGACCGGCACUUCCGUUGCCGUAUAAUGCGUUUGCGCAUUACCCGGCUUUGUUCUCUGCAGCUGCUGCCACCUGCCCACCGGAAUUCCUCAAUCCCUUGCUGUUUAAUGUCCAAGGAGCCAGGCUAGCAAUGGAACAUGAUAUUGCUAUGUCUAACGCCAAUUUAGCAAUGAAACAAGAAGGACGCUUGUCCGUCAAGAGCAUGGACAGUUCAACCUCCGUAGACGAAGUGAAAAAACCAAUGGAUAUAAAAUUCGAAAUGAGUAAGAAAGAUAGCGAUAAUGGAGAUAGAGUUUCGCCGAGUAAGUCUCAGAGUUUGUACAUGAAGCAGUCACCGACGUCUGCUGAUGAGAAUUCCUCCCAUCACCAAUCACCAGUCUUGCCCUUACAGACGCCUCCAGCAACUUUCAACUUCGUGAAAGAUGAAUUUAAGCGAAAAUCACCAUUCAACCUCUCGUUAAAACACAACAACAAUGACGUUCAAAUGGAUAAAACAUCAUUUUCUUCAUUACCUAAAGACUUGUCCAAGAAUAUAAAUGACGAUGAAAAGCAUUCUGAAUAUUCCGAAAACGAAGAAGACAUUAAGAAAGAUGAAGUUGAUCAACCCCUCGACUUGUCGGUGUCAAGAAAACCACAAGAUAAAGAUUCUGAGGCAGAAAACGACGAUCGUUCCUUUCGCAACUCCAUUAAAUCUUAUUCACCCCCUGAGAGUCCAACAGAGCGAAGCAAGACUCCUGAGAAUGAUACCACGGAUGUAGACGUGGAAGGUGUAGAGCCUAAGAGGGAAGAUUCGCCACCCCAGAUGGUAUCUCCGCCACUAGCGUUCCCAAUGCCCGUCCAUCCGCAACACAACAAUAUCAUCGAAGCCAUGUAUCGGCCAAGAUUUCCGUCGUUCCAUUCUUCGGAGGCAAUUUUGAAUUCUACGCACUCGCCCUACGUUCCGAGUCCGUUUAAUUUUUUAUCCCCACUUCUCGGCACUGACGGUCCCGAAAGGCAACCAAGCGCAUACGCCAAGUUUCGGGAGCUGAGUGCCGCAUCUGGCAAGCUGCGGGAUCGUUAUGCAUGCAAGUUCUGCGGGAAGGUGUUCCCGCGAAGCGCCAACCUGACGCGCCACCUGCGCACGCACACGGGCGAGCAGCCCUACAAGUGUAAAUACUGCGAGCGUUCAUUUUCAAUAUCUUCUAACCUGCAGCGCCAUGUACGGAAUAUUCACAAUAAGGAACGACCCUUCCGAUGUCCGUUGUGUGACAGGUGCUUCGGGCAGCAGACUAACUUGGAUCGUCAUCUGAAGAAGCACGAGGCCGAAGGUGGCGACUCCCCGAGCUCAGCGGAUACAGAGCGCGAGGAUGCGUAUUUUGACGACAUCCGCUCGUUCAUGGGCAAGGUGACGUGUUCGCCGGGUGCGCGCUCUCCGCCCGCUGCGUCUCCGCACGGCGCGCACCCGCCGCACCCGUCGCACGCGCCGCACGCCCCGCACCCGCCUCACCCGCGCCCUUCACUUGCCAUUAGCACAUAGCCGCCGCUGUACCCGCCGGCACCGCCGCUCUGGCCGCAAGCGUUCGAAUAGCGUUUCUGUUCUGCAGCUAUUGCAAACUGAUGAAGUUACAGCUGGGAUCUGAGUGAUGCUAAGCGAUACCAGUGAACAUUAAGUGUGACAUGCGGGUCAUGAAUGAGUACGUACGGAAACGUCUCUCUACUUAUAGCACUGAGAGCAAUAUUGAAGUGGAUUACAAAUGUUUGUAUGGGUAGAUUUUGAAAACAGUUUGACAUAUGCAGUUUAGUAAGAAUUAAUAUGAGUUCAAUAAAAAAAUUCUUUUAAUCAUACCGAAAACAUAAAAUUAGCUAACAUAUCAAUUGGACAAUUCAAAAUGUUCUUAUUGUAAUUGAAAAGUACCCAUGUGAAUAUUUUUAAAGUUCGUUAAUUUAAUUUUAAAUUACAGACGAAAAUGUUGCUACUAAAAUAUUCGCUUUUAGCCACAUGACAACACAUUAGUCUAAGUAAUUAAGUGAGGUUAAUUAUUAUAGUAGAUUUGUUAAAAUCGUUUCGACGGUGACUUAAAUAGUUGUUCCUAGUUCACAUUAAGUAUGUGACAUAAGUUUUCCUUUUGUAAUUGUAUAUACGAAUAAAUAUAUAUCAAUUGUAAAUGAAAUAACAAAUUAUUGUCGAUUAAAGUUUGUCGCAUGGUUUUUGAAAUGCAGAUCAUAUCAUGGGAUGAUAUAAAAACUACAAAGCAAAGAUGUUAUUUAUUUAAGUCCGCAAAAUUAGUAGUGAUUGUUUAGUCGAAAAUCUACCAAAGUUUUUUUAUUGUAUUGAAUAUUAUUUUGGCAAGAAAUUUAUAAGCAAAAAUUGUUACUAUUAUUGGAAGGACGUCGCUAAAGUUGGCUAUAGGUUGUUGUACAUAGGAUUGCAAAAUUCGCGAGGGGCAUAUCAUGUGUUUUAUAUUAAAGGCUCAAUGUUUAGCUAUUUUACGGAAAAUCAAAUAAAAAUGUAGAUGUAUUAGAAAUGUAAUAUAAAUAUAGGUGUAAACAAAUAAAUUGAUUGUAAAACUUUUUCUGCAAUUUCAAUAUCGAAGUUUGUCACAUUAACGUUAAAGAAUGUUUAUAAAGCUUGUUGCGUCUUAUUUGUAAUUUAUACAAGAUGCAAUGCAAUAUACAUUUUUCUAUCAUAUCACUUGGUGGCACUAGAAGUAUUGUUAUUAGCGUCACACGAAACAAUCAAAUUGCCUACAUUUAAGGACACUUAUAUCUAUUUAAUUUUAUUUCAAUUUCAACAUUGUAACGCAUUGAGAAAUAAAACAGUACAACCUUAA